Oryzias melastigma (Indian medaka) is the source of this 1897-nucleotide messenger RNA. RefSeq lists its product as uncharacterized. Bases 158 to 1075 code for a protein of 305 amino acids. The transcript is spliced from 3 exons. Lineage: Eukaryota; Metazoa; Chordata; Actinopteri; Beloniformes; Adrianichthyidae. The record is from RefSeq and is a predicted model, not a curated record.
UCAGCUGGUUUCUCGACGCGCGCAUCUGGACGUAGCAGCACAGUGCGAGGCCUGCGCUGGCUCGGUGGAGACACAGCACAGAGAGCUGAGCACCCUGGCUUUGAGGGAGACUGGACCUCUGUUGAAAGGACUCCAUUCCCUCAACACUCUGUCAGAGAUGCUCCUCAGUAUAAACUCUGACAUCGUUCUUCCUGGAUGUCAGACGUUUGAUGACAUCAGACAAGAGAUCGAGGAAAUGAAGCAGCACCUGGAAGAGUCAGAGCAGAUAGCUGUUAGAGAGCUGCAGCACCUCGAUGAGGAGACUGAGAGUCUGACUGCAGAGCAAAGUCAUUUAGAGAAUCAGAAAAAGAGGAGAGAAGGUGAACUAGAAGACUUGAAACUCCAGCUGGACUCUCACAGGUCUUCUUUGAAGACUUACAAUGAAGCUCUGAGGACUGAGCAAAGCAACCUGAGGUCAGCAGAAGCGACUCUAAGUGACAUGAAAAAGAAACAAAAAGAGGCAGAGACAUUGAGAAACGUUGGAAUUGGCUUCAUGUUUAUUCCAGUUAUAGGAUUGAUUCCUGGGGCUGUCAUGGCUAUUGGUGGUCAAAUUGACCUGGACUCCGCCUCUGACCGGGUAGACAGAGCUCGCAGUGAAAUACGGAGGUGUGAAUCUCAGAUAACGUCCUACUCUAAUCAAGUGUCUCGCUAUGAGGGAUUCGUCUCUCAAGCUCAGAAUGACAUCCAAGUGGCCAACAGGAGGAUUCAUGAAACGCAGCUCAAACUGCAAACCUUGUCUGUGACGAGAGCAUCUGUUGCAGACUUUCAGAGUAAAUCUAGAAGAGCUGUCCAUCAACUGGGGCUGCUGUGUGGAGUGGGGAGUGUGGCCGAGCUGCAGACCCGCCGUCUGAUCCUGCUGGAGCCUGUGAUGAACGUGAUGGAGGAAAUGAUGGAAGCUCUGGGACGUAUAACUGGGGAUGACCUGCUCUAUUCUGCAGGGAUAAAAGGCAUAAUGUGGGAGAUAAGAAAAAAUCAAAGGAUGUUGAGCGAUAGAAUCACUCAAUGCACAGAUAAUUCACAUAAAGAUUAUUGUUGAAAAAAAAAACGAGAAAUGAGUUUGAUAAAAUGAGAGAUAGUGAAGCUACAUUCACACCGGGCUAAAGAUGCGGGCUAAAGAACAAGCUAAAUGGGCUUCCUUUAACUGACUUUUGUGUUCACACUUGACUGUUACUACCCAAUACUAGCUCAUGUACUCACAGUUGGAAGAAUCUUGGAGCAAAAUAUCAAAGUGGUGUAAAUCUGGUGAAUCCAGCUCCAGCCCUUCUCUUUCACAGCUGUAAUGCGAUACACGAAAGACUUCGUAUCAAAGAAUUCUGACCAGACACAAAGGGCGGCCAUUAAUUUCUCCAUGAAUCAUUUUCAAACAGUCGUUACAUCUGUGUUUAGAAAAGGACACUACCCAUAAUUCACCACCAAAUCUGAGUCCCUGACUGAUCAAAGUUCAACCUCUUUAAUUUUCAACGCAUGUUCAAUGUCUGUGCUUUUGGUACGUAGGGCCCGAAAACAAACUUAAAAACUUGCGUAACCUGCUGCGUCUGUAGCAUAAGAGACAUUCUUGUUGAGAAUUAUUUUCUUAUUUUACAUGUUUAGGUCCAACAAAAACAUGUUGUUUUCUUAUUUUCAUAUAGUCUGAAGCUUAUUCUUGUGCAUGCAGCUCUGAGAGGCAGAAAGCUUCUGCCUCGUCUUACUCCCUUUUCUGUCUUAUACCAUGAGCAAAGCGUGCACAUUGUGUUUGACUGAUAAGGAGUAACUUUGCAUAGCAAGGGUCCAUGUUUUCAAAUCUUCUUGAGCUACACUCUAUUUUUAUUGACAAUUGAUGACCCUAGUGCUGCAUUAAAACCCAAUUCAAAAACAGAAA